AUGGUUGAGGGAGUCAAUUCCCGCAAUCCCAGGAGGCCCCCUCCCAGCUCGGUCAACACGGGAGGCAUCACCGAGAUCAUGGCCGAAGGUGGAGAGCUGGAAUUCGUCAAGAGGAUCAUCCACGACAGCCUGCAGCUGAAGAAGAGACUGAGGUGGUACAGUUGCAUGUUGGGAAAGAAAUGCAGCUUGGCGCCGUUGAAAGAGGAGCUUCGAAUCCAUGGCGUUCCGAAAGUUACCCACACCGAAUUCUGCCAGGGCCGGACCAUGAGGUGGGCACUGGCAUGGAGCUUCUAUGAAAACGUCAAGGUGCCG
Molecule: messenger RNA, 312 nt
Organism: Gekko japonicus
Lineage: Eukaryota; Metazoa; Chordata; Lepidosauria; Squamata; Gekkonidae
Product: methyltransferase-like protein 16
Exons: 4
Biological process (GO): rRNA base methylation
Cellular component (GO): nucleus
Molecular function (GO): 23S rRNA (adenine(1618)-N(6))-methyltransferase activity
Source: RefSeq, a predicted model, not a curated record